Blastocystis hominis is the source of this 201-nucleotide messenger RNA. RefSeq lists its product as hypothetical. The record is from RefSeq and is a predicted model, not a curated record. Bases 1 to 120 code for a protein of 39 amino acids. The transcript has a single exon. Lineage: Eukaryota; Bigyra; Opalinata; Blastocystidae.
AUGAAGAUGGGCUUAAUUUUUGGCUUUUUCGAUUCUUCGUUUUGGAAAGAUUGCAUCUCACAGAGUUUUGACACUCCGUGGUUGGAUCCAGUCGUACCCUACCAAAAUAUCGUGGAAUAGGAACGAAGAAGCACAAGGACCAAACCUCCAAUGAUUCCUUCGCCUGCUCUGAAAAUCACACUCCAAACCACUAAGCAACAA